GGAGGAGUCGAGAUAAUUGAUAGCCCACCAAACUCGUCUCAUAAUAUUGGAUGAUUUUUUUUUCUCUUCAACCCCAUGAACUGAUGAUAUCCAAAGCUUAGCCUAUACCAUGCAGGCGGAACGCGGGUGCGGGUGGGAAGUUAGAGUUAGUCAAUUCAGAUACCAUCAUGUCUUGUGUCAUAAUUUUGGUUCAUUUUUUUGGCGCGAGUGGCACUUGCGAUUCGGGCCUACAAAACACUGAUUGAAACAGUCAACGAAAACUGAAGUUGGCACUCGCGUCAGAUGAUAACAGUGGUCGACUUGGAGUGUGACUGGUUUUGCACAGGGGUCAACUUGUGCCGAAAGGUCACGAAAAGCUAUAGCGACGCCCGCUACUGACGAAAUGAUGAAAGAAAAAAAAGAUAUAUGCUACGGACAUGCGUAUCCAUCAUAACACCCGAAGCGCAGAUCUCUAGCAGAAUAUAAACAGUUGGCAAGGUGACUCCUGGUAACUCUGGGGGUAUUCUUCGCGCAGUGAAAGAUAUUCUUCCAGUUCGGAGAGCGAUCUUUUUGGAUAUUCCUGACUGACUGGACGGUUCCGAGUUUCUCUCUGUUAAAUUUUUCUUCGGCUACCGACUGCGCGAGUGAAGACCGAGGGUGAAGUGCGGUCGGCCCGGCGAUGCUCAGUCAACAGUGCGGUGGGGACGACUACGGUAUCCACGGCCAGCCACCACACAGUACCGGCACUUUGCCGGGCUCAUCGGCGGGGAUGUCCCCGUACGCCCGGCCACACCGUCAGCAGCAGCAGCAGCAGCAGCCCGGACUGCGGUCCACCGGUUCGUCCAAGAUCGACCCAAGUUUCAAGUCCAAGCGCUACCGGGACAAGCUGCGCGAGCAGAUCAAGGCUUUGGAGAAUCUGCUCCCCAUCGACAAGGCGACACUGCACCGCAAGCUGGACAGCCAGACGGUCUUCAGACUUGUCAUAUCCUACUUCAGGACUAAAGUCUUCUUUCAGGUCGCUGUGGAGAAGCUGGCCUUCCGUUUUGGCGGCGCUCGUGUGGGAAAACUUGCGAGACUACCAAAUCGCGACACCUUUUCCUUACCCUUCUUCCUGAUCCUUGAUGUGGCUCGUCCCGUACUGGAGAGAGCCAAUUAUGGUACACUGGAGGUGGAAGUAGCAGGCAGCGCAGGCGAUAAGAGAGUAGCCUACAUAUGUCAUUCCUUAUUAAAGCGAGUUCACUUUUUUCAUUUUGGCACAGUUGCAGGUUUUUCCUCCGUGACCCCGGACGAGGCUGAGGUGACCGGACAGCAGACGCCAGCCAGCCGGGAUCCCCACAAGUCUCAUCCCGCCAAAAGGGAGUCUCUUCUUACGGAAGCUGUCUGCAAAGACUUCUGCGACCGUUCCGAGGUUCAAUUAGCUCUUGAGGCUCUGGAUGGAUUUCUUCUGGUGGUCACCUCCGAUGGGACCAUUCUCUACUCCACAGAGAACAUCUCCAGCCACCUGGGCUUCCACCAGGUGGACCUGGUGCAUCGCUGCCUAUACGGCAUCAUCCAUCCGGACGACCACCCUGAACUCAAGGCGGUGCUGGAACAGACACUUGCGUCUCCUGGCUGCCAGUCACGUGUGCAGAUGGAGACAGCCUAUGGUGUCAGGUGUGGGAUAGAAGAGCCGGGUACCAGUGACACAGGUAAAGUGUCAUUCCUAUGCAGGAUGAAGUGCUUCAAUGGAACCAGCACAGGGUUCGUGAAGAUGCACUGCUGCGGGACGAUGCAUUCUUUCCCGGGGGCGGUCAAGUCCGGCCGCACCUCCUGCCAGGUUCUCUUCCUGGCCUUCAGGCCCAUCACCUCGCUGGCCCAGGACACGGAUAUUGAGUUCAAGCAGAACGUCUUCUGGAGCAAGCACGAGAUGGACCUCACCUUCAAGUUGCUGGACACCAGGGCAUGUGACGUGUUGGGUUUUGACCCGAGUGAGCUGGAAGGCAGGUCACUGUACGACAUGAUCCAUCCGCAAGACCUUGCAGCUAUGUACACUUGCCAUAAGACCUUGGUUGACACGGAGGAGGUCCACACGCUGUAUUUCCGGCUGAUGACCAAGGACUCCUCCUGGGUGUGGCUUCACACAAGGGCAAAGGUCAUCGUCAAGAAUUCCCGCAAGCACUCCAUAGUGCUGACCCAUUGCCCUGUCAGGGAAAUGGACAGCUCCUACCUACAUCAUGAGGCAAAGGCCAGGGCCAGGUAUGGCCUAGACGAAUACCUCAAGAUGAAACACAUGAACCACUCAGGAACCGAUGGGGAGACAUCGUCGUCGACACCAUCUACCACACCGCAACCAGACUGCAACCAGACCAAGCGACGCUGGACCAGCAACGACACGUACGUGGUGGCGAGCCAGAGCCCUUACAAACUGAAAGACGAUUACUCGGCAUCACUGCACAGCCCCCACGGGGCCUGCCCGUCCAGCUACCACCAGUCCUCGGACCGGCACUCCCCCGUGUACCCAUCCACGUACGCUCCUCAUCGCUACCAGAAGGCAGCCCAGGGGGUGCAGAGUCCCCCGGAGAAGGCCUCCAACGAACGGGAACCUCCCCCCAUGAAUGUGAACUUCUACGAUUACGCCCACGCGUCGGAGGAUUUCAUCCAGGGGCCGCCGUUGUAUCCGAGCCACCCCCAGCCCCAUCCGGCGCUGUCCAUGUACCAGAUGGUGGCGCACUUGCCUCCCGAGAUGUACGAUGCGGACUCGUACCGCAAGCACGCCCUCAUGUUCAUGGAGAGCCACCCCCAUUUGGCUGGCCCCGGCAUGAUGUCAAGUUAUCACCACCAUCACAUGGCCCAGUAUCAGCUCCCGCUAACCCCACAGACAUCACCCCAGUCCUUCUACCCUCAGGGGCACUUCCCCACGCACUACCCAGAGCACGUACCUACAGUGCACCCAGCAGGGUCCGAGACACUCUCCCCUCCCCCGUCACCGAACCGAAAUUUCAAGCCUGCCUGCAUGUACUCAUCGGUUGGAUCGGGGGACGGAUGUGACAAAGGUCCCGAGCCAAUAUUCUCGGCGGACUGUUGCAAGGCGGAACAUUACACCUCUUUAUUCGUAAAUGGUGCCGUCCAAGUCAAGCUACUUGACGGUGCAACGUACCCGCGCACUCAGUACACCAACGGCUACAGCCACGAAUAUCCCCACGGCGACCAGUAUUCAUCAGAUAGCAGCUGUUUGUAUGGCAACCACUACGAGACGGACAUUGAGCUGAAACCGUUCCAGAGGAUGGGAGCUCUGCCUCAUGACAAAUUGGACGCUUCCACCUGCAAUCUUGUAUCCUACACCGACGCGCCAGUCGACAGCAGUGUACCCAUUCACGGUUACCAUAGCAACCGGGUGGCACAUGACAGGGAGAGAUGCUUACCGUGCCCGAUGGCCAAUACCAGGAACGGUUGCCUAGCGCCCAAGUUACCUCCGGUGAAUGAUGUCAGAAUCCUGAGCCCCGCCUCCUCUUUACCCCCCAUCGGAAGUUUCCUCGAUUUUCUGAAUGAGGACGGUGGAAUGGCUCCGGUGGAAGAAAGUUGCUGAUUUGCAUAAAUGUAUUGAAAACUCUUUGUAUGGCUCAGCAUAACACUCAGUAAACAACUUUUCUUUUAUCACCAAUUUUUUUUUUCUCAAGUAAAAGUGUUUGUUUUAAGUAAGUACAUCCUAAAAAUAAAGAUUUUGCACUGGAUUUUUCUUUUUCUAUUUUUUUCUUGUUCAGAUGAUGGUGAUGCCGCAAAUUAUGCUUGUUUGUAAAAAUGUCAAAAAAAUUUGUUGUUUUUUUCAACACACGUGAUGUAGCCUUUUAUUGCAUUGGUUGACUCAGAUGCUUUCUACUGCUGAAUGUUUUAUUGAUUU
This is a messenger RNA of Patiria miniata (bat star), 3856 nucleotides long. RefSeq lists its product as uncharacterized. Gene Ontology annotation, molecular function: protein dimerization activity; DNA-binding transcription factor activity, RNA polymerase II-specific; RNA polymerase II transcription regulatory region sequence-specific DNA binding. The transcript is spliced from 10 exons. The record is from RefSeq and is a predicted model, not a curated record. The coding region runs from base 659 to 3544 and encodes 961 amino acids. Gene Ontology annotation, biological process: regulation of transcription by RNA polymerase II. Lineage: Eukaryota; Metazoa; Echinodermata; Asteroidea; Valvatida; Asterinidae.